Messenger RNA from Dalotia coriaria, 3576 nucleotides. RefSeq lists its product as uncharacterized. Lineage: Eukaryota; Metazoa; Arthropoda; Insecta; Coleoptera; Staphylinidae. Gene Ontology annotation, molecular function: oxidoreductase activity, acting on paired donors, with incorporation or reduction of molecular oxygen; monooxygenase activity; heme binding. The record is from RefSeq and is a predicted model, not a curated record.
AGAAUAAAAAUGUAUCGGUUCAACUGCACUCAUCGUGUACUCAGUGCAUCCUUGGGGAGGAUUUCAUCAUAUCCAGGACACCCCUCGACCUCAACACUAAGCGGCUUAAAUCCAAACGUAAACAACGACCUUCUGCACGAUAGAGAAGUAAACAACGAUUUUGAUCGGGAUCUCGACUUGGAUCUGGACAUUGAUGAGCAUCCUCGGCAGUUUGCGUCGAAUAACAAUGAUAUUACUCGUCACGUGCGACCGAAGACCAUUGCUUGGAAAGAUGCGAAACCUUACGAGAUGAUUCCAGGACCCAAACCAUUUCCUGGUAUUGGAAACACAUGGAGAUUUCUUUGGGGGGAGUUUCAAGGCAUGGAUCCGUUAGGAAUUCAAAAAUCGUUAUAUGAUUCUUAUGGAACGAUUUGUCGAUUGACUAAUAUUGUAGGACGUCCAGACACUGUUUUCAUGUUUGAUCCAAAUUUUAUUCAUGAAAUGUAUUGUCAGGAAAAUCAUUGGCCUAUACGAGAGGUUCUUAAAGUAAUGACUCACUAUCGAAAGGUUUAUAAGAAAGAUGUCUUCUCUGAAGGAAUUGGUCUACCAGUAUCUCAAGGAGAAGAAUGGGGUAAACUGCGCACUCAAGUUAACCCCAUUUUGAUGCAACCCAGGAUCACUUCCCAAUUUAUCCCGAAGAUAGAAUCUGCUGCUCGAGGUUUUAUCAGACGAAUUGAUAACCUUGCCAGAGUAAACCCCUAAUGCAAUGACUUCCUAGAUGAAAUCCACAAAUAUACUUUGGAAUCCGUGUCUUAUGUGUCUAUAAACCGAAGAUUUGGUCUUAUGGAUGAUGAAUUGUCUCCUGAAAUUCGCCAAAUCAUCACAAGUACUGUCAAAGUGUUUGAUUUAAUCUACGAGUUGGAUAUGCAGACAUCGCUGUGGAAAAUCAUUCCAACACCAAAAUGGCGCGAGUUUAUACAUCACAUGGACUUUCUAACCUAUAUGUAUAUGAAGUUAAUUGACGAAGAAAUCAACAAUUUAAUGCAGAAAACUUCGUUCAAAUCAGAGGAAGAUCGAAGUAUAUUGCAAAAGUUCUUAGAAGUUGAUAAAAAUGUGGCCAUUACGGUUGUGUUUGAUGUCAUGGGCGCUGGUGUUGAUACCACGUCGAAAACUUUGGCUGCACUGUUAUAUUUAGUCGCGAAACACAAGCGUGUUCAAGAAAAAUUACGUAAAGAGCUUUUUGAGAUCAUUCCCGACAUCAAUACGCCGCUCACUCCGCAAUUACUCAACGAAUGCAAGUAUCUGAGGGCUGUGAUCAAGGAAAGCAUCCGGAUUCAUUGUGUUUCUCUCGGGAACAUCCGCACAGCUGAUAGGGAUCUUAUCAUUGGUGGAUAUCAAAUUCCAAAAGGAGUUGAGUUGGUAGGCGGCCAUUUUGUAAUGUGUAACUCAGAUGAAUGGAUCCCACGUGCUGCAGAGUUCCUCCCAGAACGAUUCUUGCGUGAAGAUGCAAAUUCGGAAUUAUCAAUGAGGAACUUCGAUAAAUAUUUAUAUUUGCCUUUCGGAGUUGGUCCACGGUCUUGUAUUGGGAAGCGCUUGGCUAAUUUAGAGUUAGAAGUUAGCGUUGCAAUGAUUUUAAGAAAGUUUAGACUGGAUUGGCAGCAACCAGACAUGCGCUUCCGGUCGACAAUCAUGUAUGGCCUUAUCGAUCCCUUAAAAUUGCAUGUGUAUCCGCUUGAGGAAGGGGAUGAAAAGAAAGUUUGGUAUGAUGGUGAUCUGGAUCGGUUGGAUUACACCCCGGAGUUGGUAUCACUGAAAAUACAAACAAAACUCUCAUCUUUAUAUCAAAAACAAAAUAAAAGUUUCCCAAACAAACGCACAAAAUCAACUGCAGCAGCAGUAUCGAUAGAAAAUGGCGUGGAUUUUGACUCUCGAACAAACAAUGAAGAAAAACGUCGCAGUAUCUCCUGGGAGCAAGCCAAACCAUUGGAAACAAUGCCAGGACCUAAACCUUUACCGAUUUUAGGUAAUACAUGGAGAUUUACGCAUGGAGAGUUGAAAGGACUGGAUCCAGUUGGAUUGUAUAACAGUUUACAUAAAACUUAUGGUCCAAUAUGUCGUCUAACAAAUGUAAUUGGUAUGCCAGACGCUGUUAUCAUGUUUGAUCCGAACGACGUGCGUGAUAUGUAUCGCAAUGAAGGAGCAUGGCCGGAAAGAAACAUUUUGAAGGUUGUCACGCAUUAUAGAAAAGUUUUGCGUCCCGAGAUAUUUCAAGAUGUUUAUGGACUUCCAGUUUCACAAGGUGAAGAAUGGUUUAAAUUAAGAUCCGCAGUAAAUCCUAUUUUGUUACAACCAAGAAUCAAUGAAGAAUUUAUUCCAAAAAUCGAAACAGCAGCUCGUGAAUUUGUGAAACGCAUUGGAAAACUCGCCGCCAUUAACGCCCAAAUGCCGGAAAAUUUCAUUGAUGAAGUUAAUAAAUAUACCCUGGAAUCUGUGUCUUAUGUAGCGAUUAAUAGAAGAUUUGGUUUAUUAAACGAUGAGAUGUCCGAAGAAACAAAACGGAUUAUGACGAGCACAGUGCGUGUAUUCGAGUUGAUUUAUGAGUUAGACAUGUUGCCGUCUGUGUGGAAGAUAAUACCAACUCCAAAAUGGCGUGAGUACAUCCGCCACAUGGACUUCUUAACCGGAGUUUAUAUGAAAGUAAUCGAUCAAGAGGUGCAGCGAUUAAUGGAUACGACUCACUUCGAGUCCGAGGAAGACAAAUGCAUCCUUCAGAAGUUCCUUUCCGUCGACAAGCGCGUCGCUAUCACGGUCGUGUUUGACACUUUGGCCGCCGGCGUCGACACGACGUCCAAAACAAUCGGAGCAAUGAUCUACCUGCUAGCCAAACACAAACGCGUGCAAAAGAAACUGCGCAAAGAACUGAUGGAAGUGUUUCCCGACGAAAACACCCCCAUCACGCCAACGCUGCUCAACAAAUGCAAAUAUUUAAAGGCUGUCAUCAAGGAGACGUCGCGAGUACACGGAGUAGCCAUCGCACAGUUGAGAACUGCAUCAAAAGAUCACGUCCUAGGUGGAUACCGCAUUCCCAAAGGAGUUGAUUUAAUUGGAGCACAAUGCGUGAUGGUUAAAUCAGAGCAAUAUAUCAAACGUGCAAAAGAAUUCAUACCUGAACGCUUCAUGCGCGAAAAUGCCGAGGAUGAUUUCUCAAUGGCGAAUGUUAACAAACACAUUUAUUUGCCGUUUGGUUUCGGACCAAGAUCAUGUGUAGGGAAAAGGGUUGCCAACUUAGAGUUAGAAAUAAGUUUGGCUUUGAUAUUACGGAAAUUCCGACUGGAUUGGAAUGAACCACCUAUGAAAUUUAAAGCUACAAUCAUGUACGGUCUCGCUGACCCUCUCAAAGUACAUGUAUAUCCUGUAGAUCAAGGAAUCGAUGUUGACGAUAAUGAAGACUUAGAUAGGUUAGACUAUGCACCAGAGUUGGAAUAGAAGAACAUUCAGGUUAACUAAUAUAAAUUAAGUAAACAUAUUUAGGAUAUUUCAUAAUAAAAAUUAAUGUUCUUCAUACAACAAAUAUAUACAUGUAUCUUUAAAGCAUAA